GGCCUGGCCGGGCCCUGAUUGGUUAGUGUGCUCGAGGAUGCCAGUGGGGUCUUCUGGCUCCGACAGCCGGGGCGGGUCUUUUGCUGCUCGACCUGAAGGUGCGCGAAAUGCGGAAAGUGGUUUUGAUCACCGGGGCGAGCAGUGGCAUCGGCCUUGCCCUCUGCAAGCGGCUGCUGGCGGAGAACGAUGAGCUUCACCUGUGCCUGGCCUGCAGGAACACGAGCAAAGCGGAAGCGGUCCGUGCGGCUCUGUUGGCCUCUCACCCCGCCGCGCAGGUCACCACCGUGCAAGUGGAUGUCAGCAACCUGCAGUCGGUGAUCGGGGCUGCCAAGGAGCUGAAGCAAAGGUUUCAGAGACUGGACUACUUAUAUCUAAAUGCCGGGAUCAUGCCUAACCCACGGCUGAAUGUCAAAGCACUUAUCUCUGGCUUCUUUUCAAGAAGAGUGAUUCAUAUAUUCUCCACAGCUGAAGGACUACUGACCCAGGAGGACAAGGUCACUGCUGAUGGACUCCAGGAGGUGUUUGAAACCAAUGUCUUUGGCCACUUCAUCCUGAUUCGGGAACUGGAAGCUCUCCUCUGUCACAGCGACAGUCCCUCUCAGCUCAUCUGGACAUCCUCUAAGAAUGCAAAGAGAUCUAAUUUCAGCCUUGAGGACUUCCAGCACAGCAAAGGCCAGGAGCCCUACAGCUCGUCCAAGUAUGCCACUGACCUUCUGAGUGUGGCUUUGAACAGGAACUUCAACCAGCAGGGUCUGUAUUCCAGUGUAGUGUGCCCGGGUCUUGUGAAGACCAAUUUGACAUACGGAAUUCUGCCUCCCUUUGUGUGGACACUGCUCAUGCCAAUCAUCUGGCUGCUUCGCUUUUUUACAAAUAGUUACACUAUGACACCAUACAAUGGAGCAGAAGCACUGGUAUGGAUUUUCCACCAAAAGCCCGAGUCUCUUGAUCCUCUGACCAAAUAUCUGAGUGUCACCACAGGCUUUGGAAACAAUUACGUCAAGACGCAGAAGAUGGAUCUAGAUGAAGACGCUGCUGAAAAAUUUUACCAAAAGUUACUGGAAUUGGAAAAACAAGUGAGGGACACCAUUCACAAAAGAUAACCAGAGCUGAGAGUGAGGCUCGAACAUGAGCAUCUUCUGUACAUUCUGGGGUACUUGCGUUCCCUUUGAACUGGCCAAUAAAUAUUUAUGUAAACUUUGG
Messenger RNA from Tupaia belangeri chinensis (Chinese tree shrew), 1200 nucleotides. It is a transcript of the gene HSD17B7, whose product is annotated as hydroxysteroid 17-beta dehydrogenase 7. NCBI's taxonomy places the organism in Eukaryota, Metazoa, Chordata, Mammalia, Scandentia, Tupaiidae. Gene Ontology annotation, molecular function: 5-alpha-androstane-3-beta,17-beta-diol dehydrogenase (NADP+) activity; 3-beta-hydroxysteroid 3-dehydrogenase (NADP+) activity; estradiol 17-beta-dehydrogenase [NAD(P)+] activity. Gene Ontology annotation, cellular component: endoplasmic reticulum membrane. The transcript is spliced from 9 exons. The record is from RefSeq and is a predicted model, not a curated record. Gene Ontology annotation, biological process: cholesterol biosynthetic process. Bases 108 to 1100 code for a protein of 330 amino acids.